AUGGCUACUUUCAUCAUUAGUGAGCCUCCUCAGGCAGUCCUGCACACAUUGCUCAAUGCAGAUGGGUCAGCAACAUACAGCGCGCCACAUAAGAGCUACAAAGUCGUCGCUGGGGUCAAUUACCCAGUCGAAGUCCCGUACCGAUCUGAUGAGAUGCCUGAGUCGACCUUGAUUGAGGUCAAUCUCAGGCCACACAAUGGUGUCGGAAUGGUCAAGGAGCGACAUGUCGAAGAGCUCAUCAAACGAACGCUUCAAGCCAUUGUGCUUGGCGAGGAGACUCCACGAACCAUGUUGCAGGUCACUCUCCAAGUCGUGUCUGUCGAGAGUGACGAGAGCCUACCCGGUGGAGUCAAAGGGGGCGGGCAAGGUGAGACUUAUCUCGACUUGCUUACUUCAGCACUCAAUGCUGCUAUUCUCGGUUGCUUAGAUGCAGCGGUGCAGAUGAGGACAUUGGCUGCUGCAGCACUCGUAGGCAUCAGCAGUGGGAAUGGCGCGGUUGUCACCAACCCAGGGGUUUUGCAACGAAAGAAUUGCGCUAGCUUGCAUAUGUUUGCCUUCAGCAAAGAUGGCAGAACGUUGUUGAUGGAGAGUGAAGGCAAGUUCAGCAUGGAGAGUUGGCAACAAGCAGCACAUGCUGCUCGCUUAGCAGUCCUUGGUCACUCCGUUGUCACCGACGCCCGCACCGUCACCGGCACCAGUACCAAUGCAAGCGAUGUCAAUAAACAUUCAAACGGAGAUGUUGCCAUGAAUGGAACAGACGCUACGACUGGAAACAACUCGGUUAUCUGUGUGCUGGAUGUGAUAAGAAAAGCUAUGGAAGCCCGGGUGAUUAAGGACGAAAGCUGGCGACAGGAUUGA
Molecule: messenger RNA, 858 nt
Organism: Cladophialophora psammophila CBS 110553
Lineage: Eukaryota; Fungi; Ascomycota; Eurotiomycetes; Chaetothyriales; Herpotrichiellaceae
Exons: 1
Coding region: 1-858 (285 amino acids)
Biological process (GO): nuclear mRNA surveillance; rRNA catabolic process; U4 snRNA 3'-end processing
Cellular component (GO): nucleolus; cytoplasmic exosome (RNase complex); nuclear exosome (RNase complex)
Source: RefSeq, a predicted model, not a curated record